Paramecium primaurelia is the source of this 807-nucleotide messenger RNA. Lineage: Eukaryota; Ciliophora; Oligohymenophorea; Peniculida; Parameciidae. The record is from the annotation of a GenBank genome assembly.
AUGAAUUAAAGUUAUUAAAAUGAAAGUCACAAGAAAUAUCCAAAUAACUGGAAGAAUUUAUUCCCCAAAUUUAGAGAUGUAAUUGAUAGAUACGAUUAUUUUGAUGUAAAUCUUGUGGGUUGUAAAUUGCAUUAACGAAGAUAAAAGAAUUGGUAUGUCAUUGUAUUGUUUGCAUUUUAAUCGAUUCAUCUAACUUUAAGGAUAAAAUUUAAGAAAUAAAUAGAAAAAAUAACUCUAAAGACAAGAACGAUGAAAUAGUAAUUUUUAUAAUAGAUUAAUAGCCGAAUUCAUACUUAGAAAUUCGUUCAAUUCUAAACAUAAGAAAAUUAUCUUAAGGCAGCAAAAAUUUAUAUUAAUCAUCCUUAAUCAAAUUAAUAAACAAGAUUGAAACAACAAAUUUUUAGAGAUUAUAGCCAAAAAGAAUUUAUGCAUUUAAUUUCAUAUUAAUGUAAAAGUAUGAAUUAAGUGAAUGCAUUAACUCGAUUCUAAAAAUCAAUUAAUAUACCAAUAUCCCCAGAAAUGAAGGAUAUAAUUAAAUAAAAAAAAACUAUAUUUAAAGAAAUUGCCGAAAAGAGGCCACAUCGAUCUCGGGAAUUGAAAUAUUACCAAAUGGUAAUUUUUAUUCAUGAAUGAUAGUUUCUUGAUGAACUCUUUAUUUGUAAAAGGGGAUUUUUGGCUUUUAGAUUAUUUAUAUUAUAUGAAUUAUCAGCAAGAAUUUCUGAACUUUCACAAAUAAGUUUUUCAAUGUUGAUAAAUGGUUUGAUAAAUUAUGUACAAAGAAAUAGUAAAGAAUGGGGAAAAAGCUGA